This is a messenger RNA of Aureobasidium namibiae CBS 147.97, 2706 nucleotides long. RefSeq names its product seven-hairpin glycosidase. Gene Ontology annotation, cellular component: endoplasmic reticulum; Golgi membrane. Gene Ontology annotation, molecular function: calcium ion binding; mannosyl-oligosaccharide 1,2-alpha-mannosidase activity. The transcript is spliced from 3 exons. Lineage: Eukaryota; Fungi; Ascomycota; Dothideomycetes; Dothideales; Saccotheciaceae. The coding region runs from base 1 to 2706 and encodes 901 amino acids. Gene Ontology annotation, biological process: carbohydrate metabolic process; N-glycan processing. The record is from RefSeq and is a predicted model, not a curated record.
AUGCUCCGGUAUAGACGUUACAGGGUCUUCAUCGCCUUUACUGUCAUUGCAAUCUUGGCUACGUAUUACUUUGUAGGACAUGGUAGUAUAGCCUUACCUUCAGCAAUUGGCGCAGGCUCGUUGAAGCAGGCUGGCAACGAUGCUGCAGCUGCCGCUAAAGAGAAGGCUCAAGCUGGUCUUGACCUGAUCAAACCGGAAGAGCCCACCAAGGACGAUAUACUUGGAGUUCUACCACCACUCCCGACUACGAAGUCAGCUCCUGCUGCUACCUCGAUCCAUGCCGAAGCGCCGAAACCGUCGACGGCAAAGGCGACCACUUCUUCCUCUGCUGUCGCCGCAACACAAUCGCCCACUCAAUCCAAACCUCAAGAUGCUGCUGCCAUCUUGCCUAUCCCACCCGUCUACCAAGGCGUUCCCAGCGUGCCUGCGAUACACUGGUCCAGACUACCCGACCAUUUCCCUGUGGCGACAACCAUCCAACUGCCCACCGGCACUCCCGAGGCCGUUCCUCGUAUCCAAUACGAGUUCAAGAAGGAGUCUUCUGCCGAGAAGGCUGACAGGGAAGAAAAGCUCAAGGUCAUCGAAGGUGCAGUCUCGCAUGCUUGGAGCGGAUACAGAUCGAAGGCUUGGAUGAGGGAUGAGGUACGACCCGUUUCAGGCGGUGCUCGAGACCCCUUCUGCGGAUGGGCAGCCACUCUGGUCGAUGCUUUGGAUACACUAUGGCUUGUCGGCCUCAAGGAUGAAUUCGACGAUGCCGUCAAGGCGGUUGGCGAGAUUGAUUUCACCACUUCCCAGCGAAAGGACAUUCCUCUCUUCGAGACUACUAUCCGCUAUCUUGGUGGUAUGCUCUCAGCUUAUGACCUGAGCGGGGCAAAGUACAAGGUUCUGCUGGACAAGGCUGUCGAACUUGCCGACGUCUUGAUGGGUUCUUUCGACACUCCCAACAGGAUGCCUGUAACUUACUACCGUUGGAUGCCGACUUUUGCCUCUCAACCUCAUCGCGCAGGUACACAUGUCGUCUUGGCCGAGAUCGGUUCCCUCUCCGUAGAGUUCACCCGUCUCGCCCAGCUGACCAAGGAGCCCAAGUAUUACGAUGCCAUCGAUCGCAUUACCGAUGCCUUCCUGGAAUGGCAGAAUGCCUCCGGCUCCAAUGCAACCCUGAUCCCUGGUCUGUUCCCUGUCCAUGUCGAUGCUUCUGGAUGUGAGAAGCCUGCUCAGAUCAAGUCUCACUACUCCCAUCCCGCUGGUAUAGGAGGCGAUGUUGCAGUAGGUGAUGGUGCGCCAGUCAUUCCUCAACGCCCUGUCACACAGGGUCAAGGCACAAGGACCGGCACCUCGACAGAGAAGGACGGGUCCUCCCAACCCGUCAACCUGGGUGGCUCGCGCAUGGGUGCAUCUGCGGCUGGUGGAGUGGGCAAGAUUAUCGGUUGGGACGCUCCUCUGACCGAAGGUGAUCUUGACAGCCCUCAGGCAAAGGCUGCUGCCGCUGAGGAUACCUUCCAAAAGGAGACUCAAGCCAAGAUGCACACUUUGCAGCAAGAGGUGUGCCUUCCUCGAGGACUAGCUUCAAGCGGUUCUGGUGGCUCCGAAACGUUCACCAUUGGUGGCAUGGCCGAUUCACUGUACGAGUACUUCCCUAAGCAAUACCUUUUGCUCGGUGGUUUGGAGAAAAAGUACCAGACUCUGUACGAGCAGUCCAUUGAUGCCGUUACCAAGCAUCUCAUCUUCCGCCCCAUGACUCCUCAGAACGCGGAUAUAUUGUUUGUAGGCGAGUACAACGCUCAUCCACCUAGCACAAAGGGUGCCGUGGAAGGCUCAUUCAAACCGGAGGGUGCCCAUUUGUCUUGUUUCGCUGGCGGCAUGUACGCCAUGGGUGCCAAAAUCUUUGGCCGUGACGAGGAUCUCGAGCUAGGUGCUAAACUCACAGAAGGCUGCGUCUGGGCUUACAACGCCACGGCCACCGGUAUCAUGCCCGAGCACUUCUUGGUCUCGCAGUGUGAAAGCAUGACAGACUGCAAAUGGAACAAGACAAAGUACUGGGAAGACCUAGAUCCGUACGCUGAAUCGCGCCUCCAAGUCAACGUUGCAAACCCAUUGGGACAAAACCGCAACGCGCCCCAAAUCAACGGGAGAGAUCUGGACGGCCCUGCCGCGACUGUCGCUCAUGCCCCUGCCCCUGCUGUUCCGAACAGCGUGCCUGAACUCGAUAUUGCUACACCAGCAGAACAGACUCUACACGAAUACAUACCUCCCACACCCCCUACGCAUGAGGAGUUUGUCCUUGCCCGCAUAUCCGAAGAACGCCUCCCCACAGGAAUGACUCGUCUGCUCAGCCGCAAAUAUAUCCUGCGCCCCGAAGCCAUCGAGUCCGUCUUUUACCUCUACCGUAUCACCGGUGAUCAGCACUGGCGCGAGGUCGGUUGGCAAAUGUUCCUCGCUGUGCAGAAGUACACUCAUACCACUUUUGGCGCUUCUGCAAUUGAUGAUGUUACAAAGUCUCUGCCUACGCAAGAGGAUAGUGAGGAGAGCUUUUGGUUGGCGGAGACGUUGAAGUAUUUCUAUCUGCUGUUCGAAGAUGAGGACGUCGUGAGUUUGGAUGAGUGGGUGUUGAACACUGAGGCACAUCCGUUUAGGAGGCCGGAUGCUGAGAGCGUUUCUGCUGCUGCUAGUAGUGAUGGUGCAGAGGAGAACGUGAGGGUGGACUGA